Hyalella azteca is the source of this 2217-nucleotide messenger RNA. RefSeq lists its product as uncharacterized. The record is from RefSeq and is a predicted model, not a curated record. Gene Ontology annotation, biological process: synapse organization. The transcript is spliced from 5 exons. NCBI's taxonomy places the organism in Eukaryota, Metazoa, Arthropoda, Malacostraca, Amphipoda, Hyalellidae. Gene Ontology annotation, cellular component: neuron projection membrane. Bases 1 to 1395 code for a protein of 464 amino acids.
AUGGACGAUUUGGUUGAGGUUGACAACACUACGUCUGCCUGGCGGUUGGUGGUGACGCCUGCGCUGCGUAAUGACUCCGGCGCGUACGAGUGUCAGGUCAACACCAGGCCUAAGCUGUCAUGGACCGUCACUCUCAACGUCAGAGUUCCAGUAGCGCUGUUGGAAGGCCCUCGGGAGCUGUACAUCAAGAGUGGCUCUACUCUCGUCCUCACCUGCACCGCUACCCUCCAUCCCGAGGCCUCUUCUUCAGUGGUUUGGAAGCACAACGGUUCUGCCGUGAGUAUCUUGAGCCCACGAGGGGGCGUGAGCGUCGAGACUGAGAAGGAGGGCCGCCAGCUCAUGUCGCGCUUGUCGCUCGUUCACGCCAUCGCCAGCGACGCCGGCAACUACACCUGUGAACCUCACCUCGUGUUCCCAGCCAACGUCUCUGUUUACGUCGUUGAAGACGAAGCGCCAGCCGCCAUGGCUCAUGACGGCAGCAGCAGUGAGCAGCCAUCUUUUCUGCUCGUCUCCUUGAGUCUUCUGCUCCUUGCGGGUGCGGUGAGCAGAACGAGUUCUUCCAGAACAAUCGGGAUCACUGAGAUCAAUUCAUCAAAUUCCUCAAAGCCGAGGUGUAAGAAGUCCCAUUAUGUGCAUCGAACAUCCAUUUCAGUAAUGGAUGAACCUGAACCGGUGUUCUAUCAACAGAUGAUUACCUCUAAAUCCCCUGUUGUGGAUUUUCCAACUCCUUUGGGCGCGUGCACGCGAACUUUCCAAAUUUACUUCUUGAAAGUUACCCGAUCAACCGAGAAUAAAAUCCAGAAGCAGUCCAUUUAUUCUGCCAUAGAAUAUCCUAAGGGAGUUAAAGUUUCCACAGUAAAUCUUUGGCAGCAUAAAAAGCAGGCACUUGAAGCACUCAAAUGUGAUUUUGAAGGUAAAAGCACCGGCACAACUGGAACAGCUUUACAGAAAAUUAACCUCCCAUGCAAAAAUACUGUGACAUGUUCUUUUUCCGCUGAAAGUAAUAGAGAAAUAAUACCAGUUUUCCGUAAAUGCUUCAUUAUUACCUCCAUAUAUCACAAUGCGGCUAUGGAUGCUUUAGCUCCGACUUUGAAAGAAAUUUUAUUGGUCGAAUUACAUGAAAUAGAUUGCGCGUGUGGUGUAAUUUUACGAGGCAUGCUUGAAACGCGGAAUGUAUCAAAUGAAGAGAAUAAAGAAACAUUUUCGGAAAAGUUAUUUUACAAUUUUACUUUCGUAGAAAAGUUUAAAGGCCAGGAAUUGUUUUUGGCUUCAAUAUCACAUUUGUGCUGGGGCAGACCGGAUCUUGGAUUUGGAACUGAAGAGUUUGCCAAUCGCUAUUUUUCAUUCAUUAGAUGGAAUUUUUGUAACGCACUAUUUGGCGGAAGAUCGGAUUAAUGAUUCAUUCAAGCAAGAAAUACAUCUUCCCCUCUUGGACAAACUCCCGCAUUUCUGCCAAGUUAUCAACGAUGACGAAGCAUUCGGAAAAAAGAAAUAGUUAGACGAACAUGACAAAUGCGAUUUACAUAUUUCGUUAAUUCGAGCCUUUCCCGCCAAAUUUAAUUUCGCGCUGACCAAAAUCAUGACCACAGGCGCAACAUGAAUUUUUUGUUUUAUGGCCACCAUGUUGUGAAAUUAUCUCGCCUUAAUCCAAUAAAGUUAUCAUAAAGAAAAUCUCAGAGCAAGACUGAUUAAUGAAACACGUACGACCUCAACAGGGAAAUACAAUAAGGUCGGGUCAACGAAUAUACUUAAGAGCAUUGUCGUGUAGAAGAGAUAAUGAAUGUCACGAUACUUUAUCUUGCGAUAUUCCUUCUGAGGAUUUCGCAACAGACGUUAAACUAGGUUGAUUUACGAUCGUUGUGUGUUAUCGUUAACCUCGUACACUACUGUACUACAUACUGAACUACUACUACUGAUAUAAAAACUCUCAUGCAAUUUCCGAAUGCCUUUCGUCUCACAAUGUUGGAAAAAAACAUAAAAUGUUUCUCAUGGUUUCGUGUAUCAGGUAAUAUAAUUCAAACCUGUCCUUCACUCUGCAUGUAAUCGGCGAGCGAGAUCGAUAUUUUCUUAACUCAAUUUUUACUGGCCAGAUUUCUAUUUGACGGAACCGUUGAUUUUAAGACACACAUUUUUAAGGCGUUCUUUAUUCAAACUGCUUUUGUUCUUGAAAGGUCUCGUAAUAAAAUGUUUUAUGAAAAUUUAAAAUUAGGUGGUAAA